CAACAACAACAACAACAACAACAACAACAACAACAACAACAACAACAACAACAACAACAUGACGACCCUCAUUCUAAAAAACGAACUCGCGUAACACCUACUCAACUUUCAAUAUUGGAAGAUACUUUCUCUAUGAGUGCCACCCCUGAUAGCAAAAUGCGUAAACACCUAGCUCAAAAACUUCAAAUGCCUGAACGAUCUAUUCAAAUAUGGUUCCAAAAUAGACGUGCAAAAGUCAAAAUGCUUCAACGAAGAGCUCUUUUACGUGAGGAACAAGAAGUGGCAAGAGCAAAAUUAUAUGCUGAAGCUGCAUCUCAACAACACCAUACAACAACUCAUUCACCUUAUUGGUAUGGUCCAACUUCUCUCUCUGGUUUCCCACCACCACCUCCACCUCCUCCUUCUUCUAUUUUUCCUCCUCAAACCAAAUUACCUAUACAACGUGCUUGGAGUACCGAUCCUACACGAUCAUCUUUUAUUCGUCCUUAUCAUUCUAUUUACAACAACAACAACAACAACAAUAUAUCUGGAGAAAUGAAAGAAUCUUUUUAUCAUAUGUCUCCUUCACCAACUCCUCAUCCUAUGGUUGAUUUAGAAAAUGAUACAUUCAAAUCAUUUCAAGAUACACCUACAACAUUUAUUGAAAAUAACUUGACACCUAGUGAUGUGACAACGGGAAUUAUUAAUGCAAAUGCAGUCACCAUUGGUACAUGGCAUCGAAUGAAAAUGAAUCAACAAGAUCUUUUAUGUUGUUUUCAACUUUCCGAAAGAACAUUUGAAUGGCAUAUUAGAGACAGUAAUUAUCAUUUUAAGAUGGUGAUAUCUUUUGAUCUCGUACAAUCUUUGGAUAUUACUCUUUUGGACAAUGGUAUCUUUGCUCAAAUGGAUAUGGAAUUGACUGAACCACCUCUUUUCUUUAUGGAAAAUAUGGAUGAUUUGACUUGGAUUCAAUGUAGUGAUUUUACUGAAGGUAUGCAAGCUACUUGUCAUUUACAUCAUACUCUUCGUGGUUUGGCUUCCGAUCUUCGUCAAGAAUUAUUAGGUAUGAUUAGUAUGGAUCAACAUUUAUGCCAAGUCAUUCGAUUUCCCAUGACAGAUCUCUCAACAACAACAUUACAACAAGAUAUUUCUUCUUUGGACCCUUCAUCUCUUAUGUCAUGGCGUCAUCAAAGUCUUCCUUUAAAUAUGAAGGAUUUUGAAUGGUCUUCUUCUUCUUUUUAGAUUUAUGAUAUUAGUUUUAUUUAUUUAUUUAUUU
Messenger RNA from Halteromyces radiatus, 1255 nucleotides. RefSeq lists its product as uncharacterized. The transcript has 2 exons. Gene Ontology annotation, cellular component: nucleus. Gene Ontology annotation, molecular function: RNA polymerase II cis-regulatory region sequence-specific DNA binding; DNA-binding transcription factor activity, RNA polymerase II-specific. NCBI's taxonomy places the organism in Eukaryota, Fungi, Mucoromycota, Mucoromycetes, Mucorales, Cunninghamellaceae. Bases 133 to 1221 code for a protein of 362 amino acids. The record is from RefSeq and is a predicted model, not a curated record. Gene Ontology annotation, biological process: regulation of transcription by RNA polymerase II.